AUGGCGGCGGCGCUGGAGCGGGCGCUGGGCCCGGCGGCAGCGGGGCGAGGCUCGGAGGCGGCGCUGCCGCCGCUGCCGGUGCUGGUGCUGGGCCCGGCGGGCUCGGGCCGCACCUCGCUGCUGCUGCGGGCGGCGCUGGCGGGCGGCGCGGACGGGCCCCGCGCGCUGUUCCUGGCGCCCAGCGCCAUCCCGCGGCUGCCGGGAGGCCCCGGCGGGCCCGGCACCGACCCGCGAGCGCUGCAGCGCCUGCAGCUGCGCUACCCCCGCUCUCGGCUGUCUCUGUGUCGCGAGCUGCUGUCGCUGUCGCUGUCGCCGCCCGCGCCGCCGUCGCUGCUGCUCGUGGACGGGCUGGAGCGCUACGCGGGGCCGUGCCCGGGCGUCGCGGCGCGGCUGGCCGCGCUGCUGCUGGAGCUGGGGCGCUCGCCGCGCUGUCCCCCGCCGCAGGUGGUGGCCGCGCUGCGCCUGCCGCCGCCCGGGGGCCCGCCCGUGCUGGGGACGCUGCUGCGCUUCUUCCCCGCGCGCUGUCACCUGAGCCCGGCCCGCGGGGACGGCCCGCGACACGCGCGGGUGGCGCUGCGCUGCCCCGGGACACCGCCCCGCCGGUGGCGGCUGCGCCUCGGCGACAGCGGCGGCGACAGCGGCGGGGACAACGGCGGGGACAGCGGCGGGGACAGCGACAGUGACAACGGCAGGGACAACGGCAGGGACAGUGACGGGGACAGCCGCGGCGAGGAGGAGUGGGCGUGACACGGCCACCCCCGGGGGGACACGGGGCUGAUGUCACCCCCCCGCUGGUGACAAGGAGUCAAUGUCACCCCCCCCAGCACUGGUGACAAGGACCCCGUGGGUGACACGGCCACCCCCGGGGGGACACGGGGCUGGUGUCACCCCCCCCAGUGACAAAGACUCGAUGUCACCUCCCCCAUUGGUGACAAGGACCCCCCAGGUGACAUGGGCUCGGUGUCACCCUCCUCACUGGUGACAAGGACCUGACGGGUGACACGUUCACGGUGUCACCCCCCCGUCACUGGUGGCGCCCUGACGUCACCUCCCCCGUCACUGGUGACACGUUCCCAGUGUCACCCCCCCCGUCACUGGUGACAAGGACCCGAUGUCACCCCCCCAUUGGUGACACGUUCUCGAUGUCACCCCCCCGU
Messenger RNA from Vidua macroura (Pin-tailed whydah), 1157 nucleotides. RefSeq names its product SWIM-type zinc finger 7 associated protein 1 (gene SWSAP1). The transcript has 4 exons. NCBI's taxonomy places the organism in Eukaryota, Metazoa, Chordata, Aves, Passeriformes, Viduidae. Bases 1 to 747 code for a protein of 248 amino acids. The record is from RefSeq and is a predicted model, not a curated record. Gene Ontology annotation, biological process: double-strand break repair via homologous recombination. Gene Ontology annotation, cellular component: Shu complex. Gene Ontology annotation, molecular function: single-stranded DNA binding.